Brassica rapa (field mustard) is the source of this 1344-nucleotide messenger RNA. RefSeq lists its product as uncharacterized. Lineage: Eukaryota; Viridiplantae; Streptophyta; Magnoliopsida; Brassicales; Brassicaceae. The record is from RefSeq and is a predicted model, not a curated record.
AUGGCGUAUAUGAAAAAUGCCUUUGUGUUUAUCAUGGUAGACGAAGUAUUGAAGUAUACCCUCAAUAUAGUGUGCCUCAGGGUUGUCAUUCUCCAAGCACAGUUCCUUGAACUUAGCGUGCUUAGUGAGCAUUUCGAAAGGUUGAGGAACAAAAUAACGCAGGCUGAUGUUUCUGAAGGUACUAAGAUUCAUUGCUCAUGCAAGAAUGAUCACAUGUUUCGUGUUGAACGUGAUUUGCCUUUGGGAGUAUGGUGUUUGAUUACAAACUUUUUGCUCACAAAUGCAACUGGUCAAUACCGACCAACCAACCAUGCUUACAAGAUGUCUAUUAUAGGCGACAGUAAGAUUAAGGAUUCAGAUUUCCAUUGCGAUGAUAUGUUCUUCUCAUUUGCAAGUUUUGACGAUGUUGAAGUAAUCGGUCAAGUUGAGAGCCUUAAAGACGUUCAAACUGUUCAAGUGAAGGGUGAGACUAUUGCAUGUUGUCUGUGGGGAAAAUAUGCAGAACAAAUUGAAUCUCAUGUUCAAGAAGCAAAUGACCCAAAUAUGAUUUUGGUUAUAAGAUUUGCAAAGAUCGGAUUUUAUCAAGGAGAAGUUCAGAUUACCAACGCAUUUGAUGCAUCAUUGGUUCUGAUCAAUCCGGAUUUGCCUGAAGUCGUGACAUUCAAAAGCAUGUUGCCACAAAAUGAUAUUGCAAUUACUCCUUUCGAUCAAAAUUCCAACAGUAAGACAAUCAAGGCUCCAAAGGUGGACUGGAAUGAAGUUGAUGUCAAAUCAAUCUCAGAAAUAUUGGUGGCCAUGAAGAUACAGAUUGGGGCUAGUUCUAUUUUGGUCAUGACAGGUGUAACAAACGUGCCGAUCAAAUUAUACAAACUGCAUAUUGUUGUGCAAGAUGACUCAGGUACAUGCAAGUUAAUGCUGUUGGAUACUGAAGCUGAGGCCAUAGUCGAUUGUAAAGCUGUUGAUUUAUGGGGUGGAUCAUAUGAUGAGAUUGAAGAUCCAGAGGUUUUGCCACAACCAAUCAAAGAAUUAGCUGGCCAAUCUUUCUGUUUUGGAGUUUCUUUGAAAAAUGAUAAUGUGACCAACGGCUCUGAUAUAUUUAUGGUGGCUGCAAUCUGGUCUGGAGAUAAACUUCUCAAAACAGAAUCACAUUCUGUUCUCAGCAGAGAAUCCUCCAUGACCUCUGGUGGCGAGGUUUCAAAGUCGGAUCCAAACAGUCAAACAACUUCUGAAGGUUGUUCAACCCUGUUCUCCAAACGCAAAGAUGGUGAUCUACCUGACAUAUCCUCAUCGUCAAAAAAACUGUGCACCAAGAUUGUCAAGGUGGAAAAAUCGAAAAAGAAUUAG